GUAAGAUCUGAAAACCUCACCCAGGGAGGCGACAGCAAGUGAGUACGGCCGACGUCCUAGUGCUGUGGAGCCACGGAGGGGCUGAACUAUUGACAUCAGAAAUACUGCAGGAUGCGUGAAUACAAGUUGGUAGUCCUUGGUUCUGGAGGGGUUGGCAAAUCAGCACUGACUGUACAAUUUGUUCAGGGCAUAUUUGUUGAAAAAUAUGACCCCACAAUAGAAGACUCUUACAGAAAGCAAGUUGAAGUAGAUGGACAACAGUGCAUGUUGGAGAUCCUGGAUACAGCUGGGACGGAGCAGUUCACAGCCAUGCGGGACUUGUACAUGAAGAACGGCCAGGGCUUUGCACUCGUAUAUUCCAUCACAGCCCAGUCCACCUUCAAUGAUCUGCAGGACCUCAGGGAGCAGAUUUUACGGGUGAAGGACACGGAUGAUGUGCCAAUGAUCUUGGUGGGGAACAAGUGUGACUUGGAGGAAGAGCGAGUGGUGGGCAAGGAGCAGGGCCAGAAUCUGGCCCGCCAGUGGAACAGCUGCGCUUUCCUUGAGUCCUCUGCCAAGUCCAAGAUCAACGUGAAUGAGAUCUUCUAUGACCUAGUUCGGCAAAUCAACAGGAAAACUCCAGCACCUGGGAAACCACGCAAAAAGUCCAACUGCCAGCUGCUUUAAUACACACCUGUACGGUUGCUCUGAGCCAGGUCUGAUGAACUGCUGUCUCUGUGGGCAGCACCAGCAUUCCAGCUGAACUGAACCCAACCUCCAAUGGGCGCUUGUGUCUCUGGACCCCUUUAACAAAUGGCAUCUGCAACUGGAUUGAAGCUCCUACAUCACUUCCUGCAAAUACAUAACUCACAGUCCUCCUGCACUGGCUUCCACCAUUGAACAUGUACGAACAUGAGAGCAGCCAGCCAGAGCGGGUAUGGCCUCUUCGGGCCCUGGCCAGUACAAGCAACGGGGAAUGUCCAAAGACGUCCUAUAUAGUCUCUUUCAUACUGCUAGCUUUCCUGCUCUGGUAUUUUUUACCAUGAUCCUUACACUUUUUUUUUUUUUUUUUGGAAUUACUAAAUUUUGUUGUAUUGAAAUAUAUUGCAACAGCUAUUAAUAUGGUUUUAUCUUUCAACAUCCUGUGGACAAAGUGAUUUGAGCUGGGGAAUUCUUUUCCACUGUAGUGUCUUUAGCCUGAGAUGUUGCCUUUAGAUAUGUUUCUUUCAGGAAGGUUUAGAUCAACAGCUCUUGUUUUGUUCAGUUUUUCCAUGGAUGUUUGUACAGGGAUUUCAGGGGAUGGUUGAAGGACUGUUUGCCAGGGGACCUGACAACAUUGACCUAUGAACUCCUCCUCAGAUCUUCCCAGCUCAUUAUACGACAGGGCAUUUGAACCCAUGGCUCGAGGUCAUUUCCACCUUAGUGGAAUCCCUGUCCUACACAUACACAAACACGUGCAUAUAUAAAAUGAGGGUUUUUAAUGUUGAAAUAAAAAAUGGAAUUGGUGAUGCAACUCUCCAUGCUUCUGUCACUAUAGUUUCUCACGGUAUCUUACGUUACCCUUUUCAGCCUUGCGUGCCCUUGCCUGCGCACCUGCAGCAGUUGACUGGAGAUGUAAAAACAAAUACUGAAACCAGUCUCUGAAAUCAGUUGCUCAUUACUAGUUGUUUAUGCUGUGUGAUAUUGGGGUUAAGUCAAGUAUCAGUUGGUUUGUCAGUAGUGAAUGCCAAUGACUCCUUUGGGGGGGGAAAAAAAAACCAAGGUUACCCAGCAAAAUCGUUUUUUAAACUUCUUAAUUUGAAACCUGUGUAAUGUUUCAGUUAAUUCCGAAGAAUGCUGUGUUGAUUUGUAUUGGAAAACAACCAUUCUGCAAGUUGAGAUCAUGUGACCACAUCCCUCCACGGAGCUGCAGUAUUUGAAAUGCAAUGUCUGCUUGUUUAGGUGGCCAAAUGUGAACUAAAAGCCUUAAUUAAAAGUGGUGCAAUUUUGUGUAACUGAGCAUUUGUCGUCCAGUAAACUGGAUUCCCUGUCGGUACUUGCAGCGGGGCCAGUCUCGUAGUUCACUACCUGUGUGUUUAGAUGGGUUGCCCCGUCACCAUGCCCCGCCCCUUUACUGUAACUCCGAGGAGCUGAGUGCAGUUCCUUCAGCAAUCGCUCUCCAAGCCAUCUGGCAGUCUUGGAUAAUUUCAGUAAAAUAACAUUGUGUAAUGCUGUGAAACAUUAUAGCCCCACCGAAGGAGGAUCUUGUGUUUCUGGGGAAAGUGUGAGAGAUCUAAUGAAAUGUACUCAUCUUUUUGAAGCAUGUGGGUUUUCAUCCUGUUCUGCUGACUCAGACGGAGCUUUGUACAUAACACAAUUGUAAACUUGUCAGGUAUUCAAUAUUAGCAUGUCAACCUAUAUUUUUAAAAGUAAGAAAUAUAUUAAUAUAA
Scleropages formosus (Asian bonytongue) is the source of this 2408-nucleotide messenger RNA. Its product is annotated as ras-related protein Rap-1b-like. Bases 112 to 666 code for a protein of 184 amino acids. Gene Ontology annotation, molecular function: GTP binding; GTPase activity. The transcript is spliced from 8 exons. The record is from RefSeq and is a predicted model, not a curated record. Lineage: Eukaryota; Metazoa; Chordata; Actinopteri; Osteoglossiformes; Osteoglossidae. Gene Ontology annotation, biological process: Rap protein signal transduction. Gene Ontology annotation, cellular component: membrane.